This is a messenger RNA of Amblyraja radiata (thorny skate), 1569 nucleotides long. Its product is annotated as cathepsin L1-like. The record is from RefSeq and is a predicted model, not a curated record. Bases 264 to 1190 code for a protein of 308 amino acids. Gene Ontology annotation, biological process: proteolysis. The transcript has 7 exons. Gene Ontology annotation, molecular function: cysteine-type peptidase activity. Lineage: Eukaryota; Metazoa; Chordata; Chondrichthyes; Rajiformes; Rajidae.
AAAAAUACAAAGUAAAAGGGAGAAUUUGUUAUUUUUAUUUUUUGACAUUUUUUUUGUUUUUCGCCGAAAAAUUAGGAACUUAAUUAUUCAGCAUUGUUCUGACAGUCACGAAAAGUGUGUCAACACUUCUGUAGGUUUCCCAAUCAGAGGCGUUGCCAUGGGAAGGGGGUUGGGUCCAGGGAUGCUGCACAUCUAUAUAAACGGGGAUACAGACAAGGUUAAUAGAUACUUCAUCGGGCCACAUCAGAUCAAGAUUGUCGAGAAUGUACUUCCCAUUGUUUCUGGGCUUUGUGGUGGGGGUUAUUCUGGUCAGAGCCUCAGAAAACACGUUCGAUUCAUCAUUGGAUGUAGAAUGGAAGAACUGGAAAUUGCAGUACAACCGGCAUUACAUAGAGGGUGAGGAGACCAACAGGAGAAUGAUUUGGGAAAGUGCUAUGAGUUACAUUGAACAGCACAACCGAGAGUACGCCAUGGGGAAGCACACAUUUACUGUGGGAAUUAACCAAUUUGGAGAUCUGACAAAUGAAGAGUUCAAUAAAUUGAUGAAUGGAUUCCUCAUAAAUGAAGGUGAAAGCUCAAUUGCAAAAGUUGAAGAAUGUGAUGGGUUUGAUGAAACUAAUGAAAAUGACCUGAAAUUGCCAGAGUCUUUCGAUUGGAGGAAAAAGGGUGUAGUCACACCAAUAAAGAACCAGGGACAAUGUCGCUCCUGCUGGGCCUUUAGUGCAACUGGAGCCCUCGAGGGACAGAUGGGAAAAAGAGGUAAACUUAUUUCUCUAAGUGAGCAGAACCUGCUGGAUUGUGACUUGCAAUCUUUCGGAUGCAAUGGUGGAUAUAUGGAAAGUGCCUUUGAUUGCAUUCAGAAGGAAGGUGGCAUAAACUCUGAAAAAGUAUAUCCAUACACUGCAAUGAAGUCCGACUGCAGAUUUAGACGCGACAAGGUUGUUGCCAAGGUCCGUAAGUACUGCACGCUCAGAAAAAACGAAACAGCUCUGGCAAAAGGCGUGACUAAGGUUGGACCAAUUUCAAUUGCUAUUAAUGCACGCCUUGAAUCGUUCCAGUAUUAUAAUGGAGGAAUCUACUAUGAUCCACAAUGCUCCAAUCAAAAUGUGAACCAUGCAAUGCUGGCAAUUGGAUAUGGCAUAGAAGAUGGAGACAAUUAUUGGCUUAUUAAAAACAGGUAUGUACCCUAAAAGAAUAUGUUUCCAUUUGUGGAAAUGUGCAGAUCUAAGGGUCUUUGGUAUUGUUUUAUCACUUAUACAUCCAGGGAAUCCAAAGGAGUUUCUUUAUUUAAUGCAUGGAAACACGUAGAAUAAGCUGCCACUAGGGAUACCUGAGACAUAGUUGGAUAAUCUCACGAGGGAAAAAGUACCAGAAAGAUAUAUUUAAAUAGAGGCUCUUGUAGGACAUAAACAUGACACAGAUCAGUUGUACUAAAUGGUAUUGUAAACUUUGAGACAAUAUGUUGAACAUCAGAUAAUAUGUUUAUGUGAUUUAAAGUGUCAAUGGCAAAGUUGGAUGAUAUUGCCGAGAUCCUCGACUGUAUCCAGUCCAUUUCCAGCAUUUGGCCUU